AUGGAAGGGGGGUGGCCCACUAGGUGGCAAUUCCUCCUCUGCUUCAUUGUCAGUCUUCUGUUUCAAGGAAGGGCAAACUCCUUCACCAUCAAUUGCUCAGGUUUUGACCUGCAUGGAGUGGACCCUGAUGUCUUUCAAACUAUCUUUGACCAGAAGGACUUCCGUCCAGUCAUCAACUACAGCAUUCCUACUCAUGUCAACAUCUCCUUCACCCUGUAUGCCAUCCUGGAUGUGGAUGCACAGCUUCAGCUACUGACAUCAUUUCUAUGGCUAAAGAUGACUUGGAAAAACCCGUUUAUCAGCUGGGACCCAGAAGAGUGUGGUGAUAUCACUAAGAUCACUGUGACAACUGAGAAUCUGUGGCUCCCAGAUAUCUUCAUCGUGGAAUCCACGGAUGUGGAUCAGAUCCCAGAAGGCCUCUCGGCAUAUGUGAAUCACAACGGUCAUAUUGUAUAUCACAAACCAGUGCGGGUGACCACCAUCUGUAGCCUAGACAUCUUCUACUUCCCCUUUGAUGAACAGAACUGCACAUUCACCUUUAGCUCAUUCCUCUACACAGUGGAAAACUUGCUGCUGGGCAUGGACAAGGAAGUAUGGGAGAUAACAGACACCUCGCGCAAAAUUGUCAACACACAAGGAGAGUGGGAGCUCCUGGGCAUCAACAAGGCCACCCCGAAGAUGUCUGUGGGCUCCAGUCUCUUUGACCAGAUCAUGUUCUAUGUGGCCAUCAGGCGCAGGCCCAGCCUCUAUGUCCUAAACCUCCUGGUGCCCAGCAGCUUUCUGAUUGCCAUCGAUGCCCUCAGCUUCUACCUCCCGGCAGAAAAUGAGAAUCGUGCCCCAUUCAAGAUAACCCUUCUGCUGGGCUACAACGUCUUCCUGCUCAUGAUGAAUAAACUCCUCCCUGCCAGUGGCUCCCCACUAAUCAGUGUCUACUUUGCCCUAUGUCUGUCCCUGAUGGUUGUCAGCCUGCUGGAGACCAUCUUCAUCACCUACCUGCUGCACCUGGCCACCACCCAGCCCCCACCCAUGCCUCGCUGGCUCCACUCUCUGCUCCUCUACUGCGCCAGCCCACUGAAGUGCUGCCCCACUUGGCACUGGAAGGCGAAUAUGGAUAUGGGCCUCAUUUCUACUCACUUACCAGGCCUGAAGGAGCCAGGGGAGCCAGGGAAGGAGUUGGGACCCAGAGAGGCAAAACUGAAUGUGGGUUCAGGAUUUACAAGGGCCCAGCUAACUGACCUGUGGGUGCAAUUCGGCCAUAUGAUGGACACUUUCCUCUUCCGCCUCUACCUGCUCUUCUUGUCCUCUUCCAUCAUCACCAUCAUCGUCCUCUGGAGCACCUAG
This is a messenger RNA of Talpa occidentalis (Iberian mole), 1341 nucleotides long. RefSeq names its product 5-hydroxytryptamine receptor 3C-like. NCBI's taxonomy places the organism in Eukaryota, Metazoa, Chordata, Mammalia, Eulipotyphla, Talpidae. Gene Ontology annotation, cellular component: synapse; neuron projection; membrane. Gene Ontology annotation, biological process: chemical synaptic transmission; nervous system process; monoatomic ion transmembrane transport. Bases 1 to 1341 code for a protein of 446 amino acids. The record is from RefSeq and is a predicted model, not a curated record. The transcript has 9 exons. Gene Ontology annotation, molecular function: neurotransmitter receptor activity; transmembrane signaling receptor activity; extracellular ligand-gated monoatomic ion channel activity.